This is a messenger RNA of Poecile atricapillus (Black-capped chickadee), 1186 nucleotides long. RefSeq names its product COPI coat complex subunit epsilon (gene COPE). Gene Ontology annotation, cellular component: COPI vesicle coat. Gene Ontology annotation, molecular function: structural molecule activity; protein binding. The record is from RefSeq and is a predicted model, not a curated record. The transcript is spliced from 10 exons. Gene Ontology annotation, biological process: endoplasmic reticulum to Golgi vesicle-mediated transport; intra-Golgi vesicle-mediated transport; retrograde vesicle-mediated transport, Golgi to endoplasmic reticulum. NCBI's taxonomy places the organism in Eukaryota, Metazoa, Chordata, Aves, Passeriformes, Paridae. The coding region runs from base 42 to 959 and encodes 305 amino acids.
CCCCCGCGGCGCGGGCGCUUCCGGGGACGUGUCUGAGGGCGAUGGCGGCCGGGGCGGGAGCGGCGCCGCCCGGGGAGGCGGACGAGCUCUUCGACCUCCGCAACAACUUCUACAUCGGCGCCUACCAGGCCGCCAUCAACGAGGCGCAGCGGGCCAAGCCCAGCAGCCCCGAGAAGGAGCUGGAGCGGGACGUGUUCCUGUUCCGAGCCUACAUCGCCCAGCGGAAGUUUGGCGUGGUGCUGGAUGAGAUCAAGGCCAACGCCAGCCCCGAGCUGCAGGCUGUCAGGAUGUUUGCAGAAUUCCUGGCCAACGAGAGCCAGAGGGACUCCAUCGUGGCAGAGCUGGACAAGAAAAUGUCCAAGAGCGUGGACGUGGCCAACUCCACCUUCCUGCUGAUGGCAGCUUCCAUCUAUUUCCACGACCAGAACCCCGACGCUGCCCUGCGUGCCCUGCACCAGGGGGAGAGCCUGGAGUGCUUGGCCAUGAUGGUCCAGAUCCUGCUGAAGCUCGACAGGCUCGACCUGGCCAGGAAGGAGCUGAAGAAAAUGCAGGAGCAGGAUGAGGACGCGACCCUGACCCAGCUGGCCACAGCCUGGGUGAACCUGGCCAUGGGCGGGGAGAAGCUGCAGGAGGCGUUUUACACCUUCCAGGAGCUGGCGGAGCGCGGCUGCCCCACGCUGCUGCUGCUCUCGGGCCAGGCCGCGGCCGCCAUGGCCCAGGGCCGCUGGGACGAGGCCGAGGGGCUGCUCCAGGAGGCUCUGGACAAGGACAGCAGCCACCCUGAGACCCUCCUGAACCUCGUGGUGCUGUCCCAGCACCUGGGAAAGCCCCCGGAGGUGAGUAAUCGUUACCUGUCGCAGCUGAAGGAUGCUCACAAAAACCAUCCCUUCAUCAAGGAGUACCAGGCCAAGGAGAACGACUUUGACCGCCUGGCCCUGCAGUACACACCCAGUGCCUGAGGCUGGGAAUGCUCCUGGAGCAGGGAAAAUCCCUCUGGAACAGGGUAAAUCCCCUCUGGAACAGGGAAAAUCCCCUCUGGAACACAAAAUAUCCCCUCUGGAACACAAAAUAUCCCCUCUGGAACACAAAAUAUCCCCUCUGGAACCUGGAAAUUCCUUCUGGGACACAAAAUAUCCCCUCUGGAACCCAGAAAUUCCUUCUGGAACACAAAAUAUCCCCCUGGAAC